ACAACUGGAAAGGGCGGAACGAAGAAGAAAGAGCUCGUCCUGUCGCAGCGUCGCUUUGCGAGGCAGCCGGCUUCCGGCCCCUGAAUCUGGAGCCAAAGCUCGAAUCCCUCGUGUGCUUUUGAGCUGGGCGUGAGCGAGAAGAUCACAUUCUGCAGCCUUUUGUGUCAUCUGCUGCGAGAAAGGGCAAGCUCCGAUUCAGUUUUGCUUCGGUAUCAGCGAUGGCGGGCUCGUCGAUUCAACCCAAAGCGGCUCUGCUCUUCUUCCUCCUCAUAAUUCUUCAGGUUCCUCUCUUCAGAGUGCCUUGCUCAACAGGGAUCUGUACAACACCACUACAGGUAACCAUGACUCAGGUUGCUACGAGUGGUAUCAUGCCGGUAGUAAUGCAAAAAGCUCUUCUAUAUCCCGGUGCUUGCGUGGGCCAUUUAUACAAAGGAGACUCUGUAGCUUCUCUGGCUCCUCUCUGGAACAAUCUUUUGGAAGAGUACAACUUGACCAACAUUACUCCACGUGACGAGUCUUACAAGUACCGCCUGGAGGUGGUGGCUGGUAGCUACUUCGCAGUCGGAGGAGCAGUUGUAUCCAUGAUCAAGCCUGGUAGAAUGAGCAUGUUUGGCAUCCUGCUGAUCAUCUGGGGCCUGAUUAAGGAUGAUCUGUUUGACAGACCCGACAGGGAGUCCUCCCAACUUGUACAUGCCGAUUUCAUUUUGUUCAUUGCUCUGGCUCUUGCAGUUCUGUCUAUCAAAUAUGACAUGAACAAGGUAAAGAGGAUAACCGCGCCCAUUGCCAAGCCUCUCAAGAGCUCCAAGAAGUCCAAGAUCAACUGAUACAUACAGAAGAUGAUGAACAUGAGUAUUGUUGCCAUGGCAAAGCUCGAACAAUCUUAGCUUUGGUUUGAGAUUCAGUUGCUCCUUCGGCAAAGUACUCCGGUGUAGAUUAUGAGUAUUUACGUGAGUGAUGCAACCAUCUCUCAUCAGCUGUACAUGUCAUCGAUGUUUCACUGCAUAUUUUCAACGUGACCCUGCAGUUGCAAGACAAGCGGUUUCCCUCUGAUGAGGAAUUUUUGAUUUCAGUUACAAGUACGAAGUUUAGUAUCAAACUAUUUGUAGGCUAUUCUGACAGCAGAUUGUACUGGUCAGCGCUGACCUUCCAGAGAUAGGUUUCUGGUGGUAGGAUCUCCAUCGGGGAGGUGUUUUAGGACAAGGAGAUAAUGUAUAUCAUUGCAGGAGGAAAAAAUAAAUGCUUAUUGUGGCUCGUAUCUACUCCGUUUCUUGUUUCUUUUCGGUCUGAUUUAGUCCUCUGGAAGACUGUCACAUCUAAGAACCAUUCCAGAACAGAAUGUCAGAACGAACAGAACGUCACUCCUGCACCUCACGUGUACACAACAGGAGCAGAAUACUGCACAUCUUUGUAUGAUCGGUUUGCGCUGACUGCCGCGGAGUCAUAUUUACACUCUACACCGAAAGAGCCCACGUUUUCCAUCACUUCUCUCGUAUUUUAGCUGUUUUGCUGUGUCACAGGGUAGUCGUAUGACGAGAUGAAAAUUCUUCUGUUUAUUGCCUCAUCAUUCUUUCAACGAUACGAACUAAAGAACGGCGGAGUCACGAAAGUAUUCUUUCCCAGCGGACUAGACCCAUACCUCUGGGCAGUUUUCAGUUCCCUUGUCAAUCCAUUCUCGGCGAUCGAUGGAAAUUGGACUCUAACAACAGAUCUCGAAGACUCCGUGGCACGAUAACUACUGUGACAGGUAGACAGUUGAAAUCCAACACACUCUAGGAGGC
Molecule: messenger RNA, 1778 nt
Organism: Marchantia polymorpha subsp. ruderalis
Lineage: Eukaryota; Viridiplantae; Streptophyta; Marchantiopsida; Marchantiales; Marchantiaceae
Source: the annotation of a GenBank genome assembly